UCGGUGAGGCGAGCGCGCGCGGUUCAGAGACAGAGCAGGAAGUUGGCAAACCUACGAAACAAACAGACAAAAAAAUAAUAAUAAAACAAAAAACAACGAUAAAUUAAAAAUAAUAAAAAUAAUAAGUUGUGCAGAACAUGGAGAAAUCCAGAGUGUAAUAGUCUGCGGAAAUCGCUUUAGAAGGGAAAUAUAUAUAUAUAUAUAAAUAUAAACGGAAGUUUCUCAUCCCCUCGCCGACUAGCGCUAGCUUACUUAGCUUAGCUUAGUUUAGCUUAGCUUAGCCUAGCCUAUAUUAGCUUAGCUCGACUUUGCUAACAAGGAAAAGCUAAAGGGGGGGGAGAGGUGAAAAAAAGGACGGGGGCAUUCACACAGUGUUGGCUCGGACACACAGACACAUUCCUGGGUCUUAAAUAAACAUUAUAAGGCUAAAUACGUAGCGGGAUACUGGCAGGAUUUUUUGCUAACAUCCGGGGCCUUUUUUGUUCCAGUCAGAAAAGUUAAACUCGCCACACACACACACACACAAGCGCGCGCGCGCUCUGGCACGCACUGAACUGAAGGCCUGCAUGUGUCGGAGGAGGAAAACAAUAACAUUUUUAUAAUUGUAAUAAUUUAUUACCGUGAAGAUGUCGGCUCAGGCGCAGAUGAGAGCCAUGCUGGACCAGCUGAUGGGCACAAGCAGAGACGGAGACACGAUGCGGCAGAGGAUCAAGUUCACAGACGAGAGGGUGUGUAAAAGUCAUCUACUGGAAUCCUGUCCUCACGACAUCUUAUCAGGGACGCGUAUGGACCUGGGCGAGUGUUUAAAAGUGCACGACCUGGCUCUGAGGGCGGACUACGAGAUCGCCUCCAAACACCAGGAGUACUUCUUCGAGCUGGAUGCUGCCGAACACUUGCAGUCGUUUAUCGCAGACUGUGACCGGAGGACCGAACUGGCCAAGAAACGACUGGCCGAGACUCAGGAAGAGAUCAGCGCAGAGGUCGCUGCCAAGGCAGAGCGUGUGCACGAACUGAACGAGGAAAUCGGGAAGCUGCUGGCGCGGGCGGAGCAGCUGGGUGGAGAGGGGAACGUGGACGAGGCUCAGCAGGUGCUGGAGAAGGUGGAGAAAACGCGUGCCCUUAAAAGAGAGGCAGAGGAUAUAUACCGGAACUCCAUGCCAGCCUCCAGUUUCCAGCAGCAGAAGCUGAGGGUGUGUGAGGUGUGCUCCGCCUACCUCGGCCUCCACGACAACGACCGCCGCCUCGCCGAUCACUUUGGGGGGAAACUGCACCUGGGCUUCAUCGAGAUCCGGGAGAAGCUGGAGAAACUGAGAAAAGCAGUGGUGGAGAAGCAAGAGCGGAUGCGCAUGAAGCGGCGGGAGGAGAGGGAGCGAGAGGAGGAGAAACAGAGGGAGUGGGAGAUGGAGAGAGAGAGGGAGCGUGAACGUGAGAGAGAAAGAGAGCGGGAGAGGGAACGGGAGAGGGAGAGAGAGCGCAGGAGGUCCAGAUCUCGCAGUGGGGACAGGUACAGGGAUGGCGGAAGUUCGUCAUCUCAUCGCUCGCGGCGGCAUCGCUCCUCCCACUCGAGAGACCGGGACCGGGAGAGGAAGCACAGACAUAAAGACCACCAUCGCUCUCGCUCCCACUCUCACAGGAGGAAGAAGAAGAGGUCGUCACACACCCGAGAGCGGGAGCGCUCCCCGUCACAGGAGCGAUGGAGGGAGUGCGGAGGGGAAGACAGGUGGCGGGAAGACAGCCGGAGGGACACGGAGCGAGAGCCAGGGGAAAGAGAGAAGUCCAUCUCGUCACCGGAGAUGGGCAGACUGAGGGGUAGAGAGAGAUCCGUCUCUGUGGAGAGAGAGAACCGCUCCAGCUCAGAGGAGAGGGAGUCGGGAGAGAUAUAAACAGAUCGAGAGAGAGAGAGAAAGAGAGAAUGAUGUCGGUUGCUAUGCUUUCAGAUGACUUCCUGUCCGUGUUGUUUAUUUCUGAGUGUUAUCCGAUCUGUCAGCGACUGGAUGGGGCUUGGCAGAUACGCACAGGGUCACAUCACAAAUCUGAAUGAAUUUUAGCACAAUUAGGCUUUAUUUACUACAACACACAGACAUGCUAUGUAUCUGAUAUUCUUUUGACGACUAAACAUUAAAAGAAAGAUCUCAUUCUCA
Ictalurus punctatus (channel catfish) is the source of this 2141-nucleotide messenger RNA. RefSeq names its product LUC7 domain-containing protein. Gene Ontology annotation, cellular component: U1 snRNP; U2-type prespliceosome. NCBI's taxonomy places the organism in Eukaryota, Metazoa, Chordata, Actinopteri, Siluriformes, Ictaluridae. The record is from RefSeq and is a predicted model, not a curated record. Gene Ontology annotation, molecular function: mRNA binding. The transcript has 10 exons. The coding region runs from base 627 to 1883 and encodes 418 amino acids. Gene Ontology annotation, biological process: mRNA splice site recognition.